AUGAAGAUUUUCCCUGUUUUCUUUGCCAUCCUUACCUCCAACUUCGUGGCUGCUGCGGCCACUCCUGCCGGCGCUGCCCCGGCUGCUGCUCCGGCUGCUUCCCCCGCUGCUUCCCCCGCUGCUUCCCCCAUCCCUGAUUUUUGCGACCAACAAAAGCAAGCAUGCCUUGCUGCUUGCAAUGGUCAAGUUUCUUCAAAGCUCAUCAUACUCACAAAAAUGUUUUAUUUCGUCUUCAUCCCCAACAGAAACGGCAAUCUUGCUCUGAGGACCAAGACGCAGGAGUAUGUCAGUGUAUCAAUGGGAGCAAAUAAGAAAAAUUUCAAAAUCACAUAA
Molecule: messenger RNA, 333 nt
Organism: Pyricularia grisea
Lineage: Eukaryota; Fungi; Ascomycota; Sordariomycetes; Magnaporthales; Pyriculariaceae
Exons: 2
Coding region: 1-333 (110 amino acids)
Source: RefSeq, a predicted model, not a curated record